This is a messenger RNA of Macrobrachium nipponense, 734 nucleotides long. Its product is annotated as mucin-2-like. The transcript has 5 exons. The coding region runs from base 107 to 688 and encodes 193 amino acids. The record is from RefSeq and is a predicted model, not a curated record. Lineage: Eukaryota; Metazoa; Arthropoda; Malacostraca; Decapoda; Palaemonidae.
UUUCAACCUCUUUUUUUUGCAGGUGAGGCAGACCUAUUUAUAUAAAACUGCAUGCCCUUGCUUCAUCAACGUGGUCUGCAUUGGACAACGAAAGAUCGAAUUCGAUAUGAUUGCAUAUCUGGCACUUUCUCUGUUGGUGGCUCUAGCCACAGCCCAGCACGACGCCCCAUGUGAGUGUGCAGUGUUUAUAAACAUCAACGGAACUGAUGUUCUCCUCACUGACCUUCCCACCGAGUAUGUCAACUUCUGCGACCAGCACGAACCCUGCCAGAGCCACUGUGCGAGCGAGUUCGACGACCUCACCUUCGGAGGAGACCUUUCCUUCGAGACGGACGACGGACCCGUGGGGCAGAUCCUCUGCAGCUUGCUGGGACUCCCCGUCGAGGACGAAUUCGUCUCCGUCUACUCCAACCUUUGCAACACCACCUGGGAGGACUCUGGGGACACGACCCUCCAACCUCUGUGUUGCGACGACAGCUCCAACUACUACGAGUGCCCCGUCCCGACGACCGACAUGACGACCGACAUGUCGACGACGGACUUGUCGACGCCGGCCCCCGUGCCGUCGACCGCCACGCCGACGACCCCCGAGCCGUCGACGACCGCUGCGUCGACGACCCCCGAGCCGUCGACGACCACCAUGCCGACGAGCCCCGUGAUGACGAGCGAGGAGCCCGUCACUUUCUAAGCCUGUGUUGUUGCUUACAAUUUUAAUAAUGAUUAUAAUGACUUCA